Molecule: messenger RNA, 909 nt
Organism: Annulohypoxylon maeteangense
Lineage: Eukaryota; Fungi; Ascomycota; Sordariomycetes; Xylariales; Hypoxylaceae
Exons: 4
Coding region: 1-909 (302 amino acids)
Molecular function (GO): oxidoreductase activity
Source: RefSeq, a predicted model, not a curated record
AUGGCUGCUGCCGUUGCGACGACGCAACUUCCACAUACGUUCGAAAAACCCGUAGAGGAACCCAUAGAAUCGACUCAUCCAAGGAGACAAAAUGACGUGUCGACGAUUAUAAACUACUAUAAGGACCCGGGCGACGGAUCUCUUCCAAUGCCUAUCGUUAUCGCCAACAACACGGUGAAGAACGAGCGUCCACAUACACCCCGUCAAGUAACGAUCCACGACGUAACAGGCGAAGAAGAAAAGUACUUUCUCGACAGCCACGGAUUCCAGUACCUACGGCAUGAGAGCAAGCUCAAGUCCUUGGAAGAGUUUCAAGACGAGGAGACUGUAAGAUCAAGAUACUACCCGGAAUCAGUACGGCUACUGAAAGAAAUAACCGGCGCACCCCACGUCUUCAUAUUCGACCACAAGACGCGGUGCGGCCCAUCGAAUUGGCACAAACUCGGCAAAGGUAAUCGGUCCUCGCGAGGACCCUUAUUCCGAGCGCACGUAGACCAGUCCUACGACGGCGCGGAGCUCGUCCUGCGACGGUGGUUCCCAGACUCAGCGGAAGACCUGCUAAAACGGCGGUAUCAGAUUAUCAAUCUCUGGCGUCCCAUCAAACCAAUCCUCAAAGACCCCUUCGCAACCGCCGACGCGACCUCGAUCCCCGACGAGGACCUAGUCGCCGCCGGAAUAGUAUACCCACGAGACCGCGACGAGACAUGGACAAUAAAACCAGGGUCCACACACCGCUGGUACUACAAGCACUCGCAACAACCGUCCGACGUGCUCCUAAUAAAAUGCUUCGAUUCCGACACGACCAUCCCCGCGCGACGGGCGCCGCACAGUGCGUUUGAGGACCCGGAGCAGGAGGGCGCGGGGGCUAGGGAGAGUAUUGAGACGAGGGCUUUGUUGUUUUAUAAAUGA